Molecule: messenger RNA, 1739 nt
Organism: Spinacia oleracea (spinach)
Lineage: Eukaryota; Viridiplantae; Streptophyta; Magnoliopsida; Caryophyllales; Amaranthaceae
Product: cationic amino acid transporter 8, vacuolar-like
Exons: 6
Coding region: 569-1099 (176 amino acids)
Biological process (GO): amino acid transport
Cellular component (GO): plasma membrane
Molecular function (GO): L-lysine transmembrane transporter activity; L-glutamate transmembrane transporter activity
Source: RefSeq, a predicted model, not a curated record
AAGUUGUAGUUAUUGCAAUUAAUUGCAGUUUUGCCAUUUAUUGUUCGCUGCGAAACCGACAUUUUCCUUCUGGUUCAUCCAAUCUCAGAUCUCAGCCCUAAUUAUCCAAUCUCCAAAACUCAUCUACAAUUCUCCUUCGCAAAUCUCACCGGCGAUUACUACUUCCUCUUCAUCUUUGAUCUACUCCAUCGCAAAUCCCAUCUUUGAAACCCUAACCAGCAUUCAUCUCGAUCUCCUUGUAAAUCUCUCUUUCAAUCUUCUUCCAAAGAUCUCGUAAUCUUUCGAUUUUGCAUCAAGAUUUCAAUAGCGGUCUACAGAGAGAUGAAAAGAGGGCGGAAGAGAGAGAAAGACUUCGACCUUCUGCGGCUCGAUGUUCAACCUUCGUUGUUGGCUUUGCGGUCUCUGUUGUUAUUGACAUGACGAAUUUGAGCAAAUCGAUGAGAUGCUUCUUGAAAACUACUAGUGGUAGCGCCAUUCAACAGUUUUCUAAAUUUUCAGAGAACAAUGAUGAUACUGGUGAUGGUGGAGGGGCUCCAGUUUCCCAUUUUUGUCCAUCUCUGCACAAGAGAUGUUGGCCGAGAAGCUUGUGGAAAUGUUCAAACAGGAGCUUGUUUUGAAGCGUUUGCUUGUAUUUGAGCUGCUUGCCCGCAGUUGUCCAGAAAACGAACAAUCUCAUCAAUUGUGUUGGGAAGAUGAACUUUAUCACGGCGAAGCUGAUGACUUGAACAUGUGCAACUUGUACUUAAAAGAUACUGCUGAGGCAUUUCAUCCCAAAAUAAGUGGCUGGAAAUCGAAAAUUUCAAAUGUGGAGUCUGAGAAAAACCCAAACCACGAUGUUUUGCAGUUUGUUUUGAAUAGGCUUACGACACGGUCUCUGGAUGAUACAGAACUCAACCAAGUGAAGGCUGAAAGCAACCAUGAUAUGAAGAAAUCAUUAACUUGGUGGGAUCUUACUUGGUUCGGUAUUGGUGCUGUCAUUGGUGCUGGUAUCUUUGUACUUACUGGUCAAGAGGCUAAUGAAGAUGCUGGUCCUACUGUUAUUUUAUCUUUUGCUGUUUCCGGUGUCUCUGCUAUGCUCUCUGUUUUAUGUUACACCUAGUUUGCUGUUGAGAUCCCUGUUGCAGGGUUAUCUUUGCAGCCAAAAGUCGACAUACACGCACGUUUUUCCGAUGGCUACGCCGCCACCGGAGAUUUCGCCGUUGAUUUCGGCAGAUGACGCAACAGUGGAUGCGCCGCCAGCGCCUCCUUCGGGAACAACAGCCGCCAUACCGCCUGGACCUCCAGCGGUUGUUUCACCGGUGGGCGUGAGUUCUGUUUCGUCGCUGCCGACUUCGGGGAUGUCGAAGGAUACAUCGACUGCUUAAUUCGGUGGUUGGAAUUGGGCUUGGAGGGUUAAUUGUUAUGAUUGAUGUGGGCAUUUUUGUCUUUUUCUAUAAGCGGAGGAAGCGGAAGCAGGCGGAGGAAGAUCAUUUAUUAAUGGCUGCUCUGACUAAAUAAUUAGAAUUAUCUGAUUAGGUAUUUGUUUGUAUUAAUUAUUCAUUAAUUGGUUGCUUGAACUUGUACGUUGAAGGAAUUUGAAUGUGGGCAAAGGGAGUAGUGUGAUCCAGUUUGUUCAUUUUUAGAUCGAUCAUUAACUUUCUCUGGACUGAUUAGUCAUUUUCAUGGUGAAAAUUCAAUCUCCAGUAUUGUUUUUCUUUUUUUGGAGUAGCAAAAAUAGUAAUACGAUUUCAUUUUGUUCA